Messenger RNA from Anastrepha obliqua, 2713 nucleotides. RefSeq names its product probable serine/threonine-protein kinase nek3. NCBI's taxonomy places the organism in Eukaryota, Metazoa, Arthropoda, Insecta, Diptera, Tephritidae. The record is from RefSeq and is a predicted model, not a curated record. The transcript is spliced from 2 exons. Bases 1004 to 2713 code for a protein of 569 amino acids.
UACGUAACAUACGUGUUAACGGAAAACAUUCGAAUACUCGCUCGAAGUACAUCAAAUAUAAAAAUCAAACAAUAAGCCAAUUGGGCAGCACUUUGAAAAACAUAUGUGUUGAGGAGAACAGAGUUUAAAAUCGCAAAAACGAAAUAUCGAAUUAAUACAACGAAGGUGAUAGUGAGACUGCCGCAACGCAGACAAAUAACAGCAUCCAGGGUAAUAAAAAUAUUCAUAUGUGUACGAAGUCGAAUGACAAGUGUUUGCCGGCAGCUACAGCAUCUCUGAAUGCUAGAAAAGCAAGUGGGCAAAGAAGAGCCAAAACAAACAAACAAAUAAACGUAUAUUUUGUGCAUUAGUGCUACAAAUAAAAGUAUAGAAAUAAAAGUAGAAAUUUGAAAUUGGAAAUUGGAUAUUGUAUAGCGUACGGCGGCAAUAGCAGCAAAGGUAAAACGCGCAGUUGCGUGUGUGUUGGUGUACUGAAAAGUUUCCCCAUUCAAUGUGGUGCAUGGAAACUGAAUGAAAAUUCGUAGAACUGUGAGUUUAGGCGCUCUGUUAAAUUGACCUGUGCUAUUCGAUGUGUAUCGACGAAGCCUAAGAUGGGUGGAAAUUUCAACUAAAUUCAUAUCAUCGUAAUUUCAAUAAAAUAUCAUAGCAAAACUCAAAGAAACAGUAUACGUUAAAAAUUACGAACGCUGUCGCAAAUCGUCUGGGCUUUAAAGUUAGGCAAAAUAGACCGGGCUUACGCCUUUUCGAGCCGCAAACGCGCAACCAAGUGGAACAAAGUAUUUUGCUAUCCGAGUUAUAUGAUAGGGCUAGCAGACUCUGAAUUGUCUCUGCAGUGGCUAUAAGGGAACGUUACGACAAGUUGCAGCGCGUCGCAUUGUAACUUAAUAAUUAUCACAAAGCAAUAACAAUAGCAAACAUUAACAAUACCCGACACUUGCAUCGAGCUUUAAAAAGGCAAAAACAAUAACAAGAAACAAGAAAUACGCCAAGUGUGAACGAAAAAAUGCACGCUAGUAAGCUGGACACAACAACGAUGCUGACACCAUUGACAGCUGGUGGAACCAGCACAAAACUGGAGCAGCACUCCAAACCCAUACUGAGCCCAACACGAUCCCUUGACGAAGGUUUCGAAAGUGAUCCGGAUCGGGUGUCCACUGAUUCAGAGCAUCAAACAAGUGGAACGAGCUGCAGCAGCAGCAGCAACAACAACAACAACAACAACAACAACAGUCAGAACAAUAGUAGUCAGAUUAAUAGCAACGGCAACAACAACAACAACAACAACAACAAUAAUAAUAAUAACAAAAACAGCAACAGCAACAGAGGCGUUGUUGUAGCAAAGCAAGGUGUCGGCUCAACGCUUGCCCAGCUCUCGUCAGCGGCCACGGGAGGCCUAACAGCAUCAACAGCGGCGGCAUCAGCCAUGACAGCAACAACAAGUACGGCAAGCUCAUCUAGCAUCUGCACAACAGCAGCAACAAAAGCGAACAUGAAGACUGAUUUGCAUAAGCAACGCUUGCUGACAAUGGUUGCACCGCCGCCUCAAAUUACACGACGUCAGCCAGCGAUAAGUGUGGCACCUGCUGCCGCCUCUGUCAACACCACCAACGGCUCCUCCAUUGCUGCUGACAUGAGACAAGCAUCCGAUACAGCAAUGGACAAAUUUCACAAAGAACUGGAUUUGCAACAACAACGACGUGGCUCGGCUGAGUCAGCGCACAACAAUAACUAUCUGGUCGCGAGUAACGGCAAUGGGAACAGCAACAACAAACACCAUUUGGGCACACAAUACCGCGCAAGUUCCAACUUGGCCGCACUGACCGCCAAUGUGGCACGCGCUAGCAAUGCCCUAACAACGCCAACGAGCAGCGCCGGUGCUUCACCAUUACCAGCGCAACGUCUGCAGUAUCAAAAACAGCGUCAACCCAUGGUGGCCUCCGCCGCCGGCCAUCAGACAGUGCACAAUCAUCGUUUUACUGCCGGCGGUAGCGCAGUCGGCGGUGGUGUGGCCAGUGGAUUUCGACGCGCACGCACGCGCGCCAUGUCGCCUGCGGUGAUCAAAGGGCUACCGAACGCUAGCCACAACAGCAGCAACAACGUCGGAGGGGGCGUUGGCGGCAUGCAAGUGCACGCUUCACGCACGCUGCUUCUACCACGCAGCGCUAAUGUGCGCUCACAUUCAGUUGAUGCCAUUUCACGUCAUCGCCAUGGCUAUGACCCUGCCAAUGCGCUUAUCCUUAAGCACGAGGGCAGCGGCAUUACGAGCACCGGCGUGCAAAACGCGCAUAGCGUGGGUGGCCCGCAUGGCGUGCCCAACAAUGUUGCCACCAACACACGCAUGAUGAACUACAAAUAUCCCAGCGGGGGAGUGGGAGCUGGCUCAACGGCUGCCGGGCAAGCCUUGUUGGUGCAACCCAUUUCGAGUGUGACAUUGUCGGCGAGCACAGCAUCAGCUUCACUGCCAGCUGCCACAACAGUGCUCAAUCCAGCGAAUGUCGGCGAUGCCGCUGCUGCGUUGGUCGCAGCAGCUGGUGGAUCGCCGGUCAUCGCCUCGGCUACCAAUAGCCUGUACACCUUCUACCCAGCCGAAGGCAAUCUGCAAGUGUGGCAGUCCGAGUGCGGCGACCUCACAUACAAGUCGUCGCGAAAUCAACAUACGCACAAAGCGCCGGUCUGCUGGACACAGUCGAUACCAAGGCAAACGAGACGGUAA